UUAGUAAAUACAUGGUCUACAGGGGUUUCUAAGUAAAUCACCCUUUUUUGUUUACUCUGCAAGACUGCAACUCUCUCCUUAGUCCUCUACCACCUCCGCUCGUCUCCAGUUCCGCUGUUUGCAGAGAAGACAAGGGAGUUUCGGGCGUUUUUAGACUGGGGCUUUGAAAAAGCAGGGUGGUCGCUGUAGUGCCCCAAACGGAGGAUCCAAAAUCUGGGCUCAGUGUCAGACUUUCAGGGUUCAAAGCAGGUGUAGUUUUGAAGGAAGAGCAGAUGAAACCCAGGAUGAUGGCUGGCAGCAGCGGUGACACUAAAAAUCCAAAAAUCAAGCCUCGUCCCAUUGUUCGUAUCGGGAUAUUCCUCAUCUCUCACAGCAUUGUUGUUAGUUUGCUUUGCUUUGCUGCAGGGAUUGUGGCUCUUAUUCUGUUGCCUCUUUUUGCUAAAAAUACCUAUAUUUCAGAAAAUGCUCUCAUGCCUGGUUCUGCCAAUUCCAUGCUUUCUUCUCAGGAUGUAAAAGAAGCAAACAAAUUGGUUAAGGACAUAAUUGGCUUGAAACUAUCAUCAGAAGAAGCCAGAAUAGAAAUUCCAAGGUUGAUAGCACAGCAUAUGGCAGAUGCAGGUUCUGAAGUUUAUUAUCACAAAUUUCACCCUCAAAUGAGUCAAUUUUAUCCACUGCACUUCUUUUCUGGUAGCCCUAAUUCUGGGAAUAUCAAAGAGAACCAUAGUUGUGUAUCACAUGCCAUCAAUACCGUUGGCAUAAUAAGAGCUCCACGUGGUGAUGGAAAAGAAGCUAUUGUUUUGGUGACACCUUACAACUCAGAGAAGGUUGAACUGGGUGAGGCUUUAUCAUUAGCCCUUGCCUACUCAAUAUUCUCCUUACUUACUCGAGUCACAUGGCUUGCAAAGGAUGUUAUCUGGCUGGCUGCAGAUGCACGAUAUGGAGAGUAUGCCUCAGUUACUGCUUGGCUAAGAGACUACCAUAUUCCUCAAUUCAGUGCUUUGGAAAAAUUAGAUGCUGACAUAUGUUUUGAAAGUGGUUAUCCUCAUGAACAGAAUGAGAAUCAAAUCAGAACUGAUGUCAUCAGCCGUGCUGGAACUAUGGCUGCUGGACUUGUCUUUAAGGUUGUGGAUAAACACAAAGAGACUGAUAAGGAUACUCUCAGUAUAUAUGCUGAAGCAUCCAAUGGACAGAUGCCAAACCUGGAUCUUAUCAAUAUUGUGAAUUAUUUGGCUGUGCAUAGACAAGGCUUGCGUGUAAAGGUGGAGAAGUUAUAUUUUUUACUUGACUCUGUGUUCCUCAAGAUUGUUGGUGAUGUUCUUGAAACAAUAGGAAAAGUGGCCAGAAGCUUGAAUGCUCGAUGGGAAUUUGGUAUCCCUGUUGCGGAUUAUAUUGAUGGUGCUGCUACUCUUGCAAGUUCAAUGUAUCAUCAGGCUCUAGGUGUGCCAACUGGUUCACAUGGUGCUUUUCGUGACUACCAAGUUGAUGCAAUCACAUUGGAGAUUUCACCUAAAGUUUCUCUGAAUAAUGAAGUCAGGAUAUUGGAAUUUCUUCUCCGAGGUGGCAGGUUGAUUGAAGGAACCAUUCGAUCAGUGAACAACCUGCUUGAAAAGUUUCACCAAUCCUUUUUCCUCUAUUUCUUGACCUCUCCCAGUAAAUUCGUAUCAGUUGGAGUCUAUAUGAUUGCUUUUGGGUUGCUUGUUGUUCCCCUUCCAAUCAUUGCAGCAUCUCUCUAUUGCGAUGCCAAUGUGUUGGAUUCUCACUGUAUAAAAGAACAACAAAAAUCUGGUCCUGCCUCUACCAAUGAGGCUGGAAUUGCUUUUCAGUCAUGGAGAUGGCUUCAUGCUGCAAAAGUUGUGCUUGUAAUUCAUCUAUGGGGUGCCAUUGUUUCUCUACUCCCCUAUCUGAUGUAUCAAUUUCCUGAGAUGACCCCAACAACCAGCAUGCUAUCCUGGGGCUUACUAUCCAUUGCAAGCCUUCUAUUCUUGCACCAAAUUCUGGGUUCCCCAUAUUCAUGCGUUACUGUGAAUCAAUCUCCAAAUAGAGAAUGGGCUGUUUUGAAGUCUAUGAUGAUUGCAGCUGCCGGUAUUGGUCUGGGGCUUAUGUCAAUCAUUAACUUUGCAACAGCUCAGAUUGGAGCUCUGCUGAUUGUUCCAAUGUGUUUGAUGGUUCACCCUUUAAAGCAUGUGUACAGAGCUGGGAGAUUGAGAACACUUGCAGUAACAGCCUGUAAUAUAUCGUUGGGGUUUAUAGGAUUUCCUCCGGCUGCAUUUCUGUUUUUGAAGGCAUAUUCAGAAGGCCUAGGCAGUGUCAGUGCAGGUGACUUCUGGAACUGGGUAGAGUCACUCUGGGCUUGGAACAGCGCCACUUAUCUUUACUUAGGUUUGAUCCAUCUCCCUUGCUGGUUAUUAUUUAUGUACGUUUUACUGCAUCCUUGUUGAGUUUUCCUUGUCAUAAAAUUAUACUUGGAACAAUACUUGCACAAAUGGAUAAUUUAGUUAAUUAGAGGUGAUGAUCGCAAAUUCUAACUCA
This is a messenger RNA of Nelumbo nucifera (sacred lotus), 2529 nucleotides long. RefSeq names its product GPI transamidase component family protein / Gaa1-like family protein. The record is from RefSeq and is a predicted model, not a curated record. Gene Ontology annotation, biological process: attachment of GPI anchor to protein. NCBI's taxonomy places the organism in Eukaryota, Viridiplantae, Streptophyta, Magnoliopsida, Proteales, Nelumbonaceae. Gene Ontology annotation, cellular component: membrane; GPI-anchor transamidase complex.